CGUGGUGUCUAAACCACCGCAGUAUUGUGAAGAAGUGCAGGACAUAAUGCAGUGUGCUGCAGCGGAAAACAGUCGAAACGAAUGCGGGGGGAAAUUCCAAGAAGGCACGAGAGCAGUUUUGAAAGCGCGCGCAUCUACAGUGAGUUCACUGUAUGAUCAUUACAACACAAGGCAUUGUGAUCACUCUCUUCAAACCCGACAGAUCGCUUCUGAAGGACGUUUGGGAUAAAAUGCUCCUGCAGCCACAAAAACCCGAAAUGAGCUUCAACACAUUUUACUUUCGGUGGAUUCUAAUAUUCGUGCUUUGUGUUGAAGGGAUCUCGAUGCACAUGACGCAUCUCAGAAAAUUUAACUUCACUGCUGGUUUUGCAUUUCAACUUCAAUGCAACAGAAACCUUAAAAUAUCGAAUGUGAGUGUGAGCUGGAGUCAAAUGACGAAUCGCAGCUUGGAAAACGUCAGAGGAAUAAACGUUAAUCACAGCACACUGUGGUUUCUACCUGCGGAGUUGUCCCACAGCGGAAAUUACUCCUGUUUCUGCAGAGAUGGCAAUGAUACAUGGGAAACCAUCUUUAUGGUCUCCGUUGAGAAUGGAACAUGCCCUCAUUGGAACAGAGUAGACUACGCAAAGAGUACAAAAGAACUUCGUUGUUUCCUGGAUAACAUCUUUGAAUUUGACCCGCAAUAUCAUAUCACCUGGUUCAAGGACUGCAGCCCAUUAAAUGUGACUAACAGUACAUAUGUCCAGAUCAACAGAUCAUCAGAGAUGGCUGGACUGUACACUUGCUUUGUGACCUUCACUUUUGAAGGGCAAAUCUACACUUCUGCCCAGACCACACAAAUUGAAAACCACUCCUUAUUUGAUAGAGAUACGCCGCCCACAAUUAUCUACCCUAAGAAUGAAAUGCACUCCGUAAGACUUGGUGAAAGUUUUAAGUUCACCUGUAAAGCGCACAUUGGGAAGAACAACAUCAAUGAAAUGUUGAUGUAUUGGUGGUGGGACUCUGAAUCUAUAGCUCUAAACUACAGUGGCAUCACUGUGGAAGGGGACAUGUUGCUGUGUACAUUAAACAUCCCCGAAGUCACAGAAGAAUAUUUGAAUACUAAUCUUCAGUGUUAUGUUGAACACUCAGCAGGAGAUGAUUCUGGAAUAUUGCGGCUUACUCAAGCCAAUCAGAGUGAGCUUUAUUGUUGGAUAGGUGUUGGUGUCGUCACUGUGCUCAUAUUAUUGGCUGCGGUCCUUUUCUAUCUGUUUAAAGUGGACCUGGUGCUGACUUACAGGAAUCUCUGCUUGCCUUUGUCUGUACAGAACGAUGGAAAGUGUUAUGAUGCGUAUGUCAGUUAUCUCCAUGGUGACCAACUGAGCUUAUCUUCGACCAUGACCUUUGCCCUGCAUUUCCUUCCAACGGUCCUGGAGGAUCUUCAUGAUUACAAACUGUUCAUCAGUGGACGUGAUGACCUUCCUGGAGAAGCGGUGCAGGACACCAUUGCUGAUAGAAUGAAUCGAUGUAGAAGGCUGAUCAUCGUUCUUACGUCACAGAGCUUUGCAAAGCCUCAGACUGACACCAAAAACAGUCUUUUAUCCGAUUGUGAGCUAGCCGUGAUGCCAACAAAUCCUGUGGAAUUAUGGGGCACGUACGAGCAGCGAGUGGGACUGUAUGACGCUCUUGUGAAGGAGGGUCUGAAAGUGAUCCUGGUGCAGGUGGACGACGGGGUGGAAGAGUCUCUGCUGCCAGAAUCUCUGCAGUACAUCAGCCGCACCAAAGGCAUCCUGAAAUGGAGGACAAACAGCAGCGAAAGGGCAAACAGAAAGUUCUGGAAGUAUCUACGGUACCGUAUGCCUCCAGCCCGACUGCAGAAGUGCAAACAGAGUCCGACGCUUUGAGAACUGUCUAUUCUUGAAGAGACCAGCAUGAGUUUCAAAGCUGGUCCUGGCUGGUUUACACUGGUUUGCUGCUGGUCUAGCUAGUGGAUAAGCAUAGCCAUGUUGUUCACCAGUUAAACAAAUAAACCAAAAAUAUAUUAAACUAGUCGACUAGUCCGACAACCAACUAGUCAACUACUGAGGUAACCAGUACUGCAAAAAAUUCAAUACAAAUAUUAAUUACUCAAUCAUUAUUUUUGUUUCCCUAGAUUCUUAAAUCAAGAAAAACUCAGUGGAGAAGCAAAAUUGCGUACAAUAUUUUCCUUCAUCAAUUAAAUAUUAUAUCAAAUAAUUAAAAUUGCAUUUAUGCUGAUAAGGGUAAGGUUUUUGGCCUGUCCCUCGCUAUGAUUGUUCUUAUCCGCAGGACUUUUAAUUUGAAAAUUGAAGGCAAAAUUAUAAAUAAAUCACAUUUGCAUAUUGUUCUAAGUAUAGUCUCAUGGUUUGCGUAAGUAUAUAUUAUUUUUUAUAAAAUAUCAGUGUCCCCUGAUUUCAUAUCAGCCCUGUUACCCUCAACAAAAACCCUUGUAAAAUAAUGGUACAUUCCAGUGUCAUCACUUCCAGGAAGUGACAUCAUCUCUCAACCAGUAUUCCAUCAGUUAAUACACAAGACAGUUUCUCUCUCUCUCUCUAUAAUGUUCUAUUUAUGAUCAUUUAUGAGGUUUGACUGAGGGGGGACAUCAUGCAAUGUCAAAACUGUCAUUAUUUUUAAAGUAUAAAUUGAAACAAUUAUUUAUUUAACGUAAUAAACUCAAUAUCUGCGAGUAAUAUCCUUUCAAAGUGUACAACGUGUGCUUUUGUGGACUUUAUCUAUUAGCUAGCAAUUAGCAAAUUUGAUGUGAAUCGUCAAACCUGUUACUUUUCCAGCGUAACAGGUUUUGAUGUGGGUAACAGGGAUGAUGUAGAUUAGUUGUCACCUUAGGGUUAGGUGACCUCACCUUAGCCACACUGUUUUUAAAGUUUAUCUGUGUAAAAUGCAAAUAUUUUUAAAGGUCAUCCUGGGUGUACUAUGGGGAUUUUCUACUGCACGGUACAACUCCACUCAACUCUGCUUGCUUUUUUGGGGUUUUCCACUGUGGAUAGUACCUGAUACCUGGUACUUAUUUUAGUACCACCUCGGUCGAGGUUCCAAGCGAGUCGAGUCGAUAAUAAAUGUGACGUCAAAAUCCUGCAGAUCACUGAUUGGUCAGAGAAAAUCGUCCCUAACCCGGUCGUCACUGGAUAUGCGACACGGGACAUCAACCCGCUAGUUUUAAAGUUAGCAACAGCGAUAGCAGUAUCAUUUGUUCACGCGACUGUCGAAUUGUAAAAAGAAAUGGCUGUGUGCAAAACCACGCCAUGGUCAAUAAAUGAGGUGCAGACGUUCCUCUCGUUAGCGACGAACGAAACGUUGUGAAACGAUAAAGUCUUUCAGGACACAGCUACCACCGGACCGACCAACAGUGCAGGGAAAAGUAAAACAAACGUAAAAGUGACUACAGAACCAUCAAGGAAAAGUGGAAGCGGUUUGACCAAAUGGACGCCAUCUAGACCGGCGAGCAAUGGGACGGACGAGUGUCCUGGACUGGCAUUAAUCUACGAUGGAGGAUGAGACGUUUUGUUACGUUAACUCUAUACUCUGCUUGAAAGCUUCACUUGAUUUAGUUGAUCAGCUACUGGAAGCUUCUAAAACAACUAGACCAAUUUAACUGUUACACUUGUGUAAAAUCACCAUGCAACAACUGCUUCAUGCAGCACAAUGAGCUAGCAGCUAACAGCUAGCGGUCGUGUUAUAGUUAUUGAUUUGUGUCACGUUUAAGAUGAUGUCACGGCAGUAGAGGCGGCGCAACUAUGACGAUCAUCCUAUAAUCCCGCCCACAUUGAGGCGGCACUAAACUGCAGUGGAAAUGCAAGCUCAGAAAAGUAAAGCGAGUAGAGGCGAGGCGAGUCGAACCGUAGCGUGCGGUGGAAAAGUGCCAUUAUUGAGCUAAUGCCUAUAUCAUUCAGUGUGGGUGACAUAUGAGCAUCAGUUACAUUUUAGCUAGCAUUGUUGGUAUUGUUAGUAUCAGUAUUGUUGGUACAUGCAUCUGGUAUUUAAAGUAUUAACUAUUUAAAUAGUUUUAACGUUAUUGUGUUGAUUUCUAUUUGAUUUUAUAUUUGCACUAUUACACACUUUUACAGAUGAUAGUAGUAUUCCAUUAAGUGCAGCAGAAAAACAAAAGGCGCUAUCGUGCUCGCCAAGCCGCAGAUCCUGAAGGAAGGGCAAAAUACCUUGAAUGGGAGAAACCGAAAUGGAGGAGAGACAGAACGCAUUUGUUUUAAUUGCUACAAAAUAUAAAGUUUUCAUUGUAAGUUUUGAAAUGUGUUCCCUCCUUCAAUGUGAAAACAAGGUUUUGGAUGAUCUGGAUUCAGCUUUCGCCCGUCUCACUUAUGAAGCCUGACUGAUUGUCAUCCAGCAGUUUGUUCUGUGAGAGAUAGGAUUUGAUUAAUUGAAAACAGCCCUUUCAAGUGUUUUUGCCAUGAAUGUGAUGAGAGAGACUGGUCUGUAGUUUUCUGUCUGUGUGGGGUUAAAUUCAGGUUUCUUCUGCAGUGGGGUAAAAUUGUUGUGUUUUAUUAUAUUGUUGUUAUCGUGUUAUUGAAGCACAGUUUUGGUCAACAACAUUGGAAAAAUUUGAAAUAUUCCCUCAUAAUAAUAAUAAUAAUAUAUAUAUAUAUAUAGUGCUGGCGCUAUUGUGACUACACUUUAUGUCAGACUUGUUAUUGUUAAUUCAAUUAAAAAUGAAUAAAAUAAAAUGUAAA
Messenger RNA from Xyrauchen texanus (razorback sucker), 4697 nucleotides. Its product is annotated as interleukin-1 receptor type 1-like. Gene Ontology annotation, biological process: signal transduction. NCBI's taxonomy places the organism in Eukaryota, Metazoa, Chordata, Actinopteri, Cypriniformes, Catostomidae. Bases 153 to 1883 code for a protein of 576 amino acids. The transcript is spliced from 11 exons. The record is from RefSeq and is a predicted model, not a curated record.